Messenger RNA from Epinephelus fuscoguttatus (brown-marbled grouper), 1245 nucleotides. It is a transcript of the gene dharma, whose product is annotated as dharma. NCBI's taxonomy places the organism in Eukaryota, Metazoa, Chordata, Actinopteri, Perciformes, Serranidae. Gene Ontology annotation, molecular function: RNA polymerase II cis-regulatory region sequence-specific DNA binding; DNA-binding transcription factor activity, RNA polymerase II-specific. The record is from RefSeq and is a predicted model, not a curated record. The coding region runs from base 1 to 657 and encodes 218 amino acids. Gene Ontology annotation, cellular component: nucleus. Gene Ontology annotation, biological process: regulation of transcription by RNA polymerase II. The transcript has 3 exons.
AUGGACAGAGGGAGCAGCGUGUCGGACUUCAGCAUGGAGCGCAUCCUCUCCCCACAGUUCGGACACAAGACCUCGGUGAUGGAGUUUCCACCAGGAGGCUGUCUCCAGAGGAUCCAGGGCGGAUUCAGUUUGGACUCCGGGAACAUCAGACCUCCUGCGCCGGUCCUGGUGCCGGUGCCGGUGCCAGUGUCAGGCUGCCUUCAGUACCGAGGGAUGAGCUUCGGAGAGGCGUUGUGCCCGUGCGGAGCCGGUUUCCAUCACACAGACUUCAGCAUUUAUCCAAACUUACAACAAGGAGCUCACGUGCAUUUCAGCAGCAGCCAGGACUCUGCAGGUGCUCAACAGUUUGCAAGUCACCAUGGUUACCAUCAAACCGGGAUGCUGGCGCAGUCGCGUCAGAAGGCCCGGAUGAGGACGGUGUUCACCGACAGUCAGACCAAGCGACUCGAGGCGCUGUUCGAGCUCACCGAGUAUCCGGCAGUUGAGGCACGCGCUGAGGUGGCGAGGAGCACCGGCCUGAGCGAGGAGACGGUCAGGGUGUGGUUUAAGAACCGCAGAGCCAGGAGGAAGCGACAGUGCAGCGGGUCGAAGGUCAAAUCCCCCUCCUCUCCCACCAGAGCUGGAGCAGAGAAGAACUUCUUCACCUCCUUCCUCUGAACCCGACAAACCUGAUGCUGAUCCUGAUUCUCAAAGUCAAGGAAGGAUCCUUCAAUACCCUGAAUUUCAAGAAGGACUGUACCAGUGUCAAGGACCCUUGGAUUCCACUGAGGACUGAGUCCUUCCUUCAGAGAAUUUUAAAGGAUGCAUACCCACAAGACCCACAAUUCUUUGCACACAAUUUGCCUGAUUUAAAGGUGUGGCCUCUUCAGUGAUGCACACCUGUUCGAAUGUAUGCUCACUGAACACUAGGAAGGAGUCUUGCCUUGCCUCUGUAGGACCCAACUUUGAAGGACCCAUCCUUCCAAAGGAAGCAUCCUUGACUUUGUGAAGCACUGACUGUCCACCUGCUGCUCAGAGGUCAAACUCAUCCUGUAACAUGACUUCUGCUAUCAGAGGUCAAAGGUCGGCUGACAGCAUCCUGCUGUUGGAUAACAGGUUUGGCUAAACAGACGGCUGCUCUGAUGUGACUGCAGGUGGUGACGCGUUCAGAAGCUGCAGGGAAAGUCCGACACCGGAGACUUCAAACCCUGAUGAGUCAGGAGACCUGUUCGGCCUGAGCUGCAGUUUUAUCUCAACGGAGUGACU